Molecule: messenger RNA, 1828 nt
Organism: Hibiscus syriacus
Lineage: Eukaryota; Viridiplantae; Streptophyta; Magnoliopsida; Malvales; Malvaceae
Product: proteinaceous RNase P 2-like
Exons: 6
Coding region: 68-1711 (547 amino acids)
Biological process (GO): tRNA 5'-leader removal
Molecular function (GO): ribonuclease P activity; protein binding
Source: RefSeq, a predicted model, not a curated record
AGACAGGGUUUUUCCCGUUUCUGAAUUUGGAUUCCUUUAGGGUUUUAUAUCAGGGAAGCUAUUAUCCAUGGCUACUCCAAGCCAUCACCAAAAUCCGACCAAUCCAACCAGAAAAAAGAAAACCCUGAAAAACCCAGUAGCCAAUUUUCUAUAUGAACUCCAUUCUUGCUCCAAAUCCAAGGACCUCAAAGCAGCAAUUUCGCUCUAUGAGUCUGCUAUUUCCAACGAAACUCGCCUCAACCAAGACCAUUUCAACACACUGCUUUACCUUUGCUCCACUUUUGCCACCGACCCCUACUCCAAAGACCUUGCUUUACAAUAUGGGUUUCGAGUUUCUGACCAUAUGAUGUCCUUAAAUAUCCGUCCUAACGAAGCUUCUGUUACCGCCAUUGCCCGCUUAGCCGAGGCCAAAGGUGAUGGGGAUUACGCUUUUGAAAUUGUUAAAACGUUGGGUGAUUAUCAGGUUCCGCCACGGCUUCGUACUUAUGAGCCUGCAUUGUUUUGUUUUUGCCAGAAGUUGGAAGCUGACAAGGCUUAUGAAGUUGAGGAGGAUAUAAAUAUCAUGGGAUUGAGCUUGGAGGAACCUCAGAUUGCUGCUUUAUUGAAACUUAGUGCGGAUACGGGGAGAGAGGAGAGAGUCUACAAUUAUUUGCAUAAGUUGAGGAGGAGCGUGAGGUGGAUCAGUGAUGAAACAGGGAAGAUUUUGGAGGAUUGGUUUUUAUGUAAAACAUGUGAGAUUGGUUCUGAGGGAGCGAAAUAUGAUGUGGAUUCAGUGAAAGAAGCGAUUUUGAUGAAUGGUGGGGGGUGGCAUGGGUUGGGGUGGAUUGGGGAAGGGAAGUGGGUCGUGAGGAAAGGGAAUGUUGAGUCGAAUGGUCGAUGUUGUAGCUGUGGAGAACAGUUGGAUUGUGUUGAUAUCGGUGACGUCGAGACAGAGAAGUUUGCGCUUUCGGUUGCUGGCUUGGCUAUGGAGAGGGAGGUUAAGGCUAACUUUAGGGAGUUUCAGGAUUGGUUGGAAAAAAAUGCCAAUUAUGAAGCCAUAGUGGAUGGAGCAAAUAUUGGGCUCUACCAACAAAAUUUUGCAGAUGGUGGAUUCAGUGUUAUUCAGCUCGAUGCUGUCGUAAAAGAAAUGUAUACUAGAACUGGGAAUAAAUGGCCACUUGUCAUCCUGCAUAAUAAACGUGUGCGAGCCCUCUUGGAAAAUCCUUCCUCUCGAAAGAUGGUUGAAGAAUGGAUGGCUAAUGGUAUUCUUUAUACAACACCUCAUGGUGCCAAUGAUGACUGGUAUUGGCUUUAUGCUGCUGUAAAACUUAGAUGUCUGCUUGUGACGAACGACGAAAUGCGAGAUCACAUUUUUGAACUCCUAGGAAACAGCUUCUUUCUCAAAUGGAAAGAAAGGCACCAGGUUCGAUAUACUUUUCUGAAAGGAACCCUGAAACUUCAGAUGCCACUCACAUACUCUAUCUUCAUUCAGGAAUCUGAGAAAGGAUCAUGGCAUGUCCCCAUUGUAGGCAACAGUGACGAGGAGACAUCGAGAACUUGGCUUUGCAUUACCAGGCCAGGUGCUUGUGAAGAUGGCAGUAAAACUUGUGAAAUCGAUAAUGGACCCUGCUGCAAGUCACCCAUAUCAGAAGAAGGCGAGAACAGAAGCCAUGAAAAAUCCGAUGAUAAAAGCACAUCGAUGACAGGUAAAAGAAAAGAUAGAUCCCCUUGAUUCUAUUCAACUAUUGUUACAAGUGGCAAAGCUGAAACCUGUUUCAAAGUGCCCGGAGUAGUUCUUGUAGUUUGGUUUGUAUCAUUUAAUCUGCAAUUCGAAACACACUUCCAUUUU